GUUGUGGAACUAUAACUCCCGGUGUGAGGUGGAUUUUUCCUGCUGGAGACAACGCAGGGGGCUGUAGUUCUGAGCGCUGACAGGUAAUGACUGAGCGCAGGCAUCAUCACGGGCAGCUCCAUCAUACGUCCUGCCGGGGUCCUGAGUGAGCGACAACAAAGAUGGCGGCGCCCAUAGGCAGGUGGAUGUGGUGCGCAGCACAUCUAGGAGGACGAUUUUAUAAUCAUACACGGACAUCAUUGUAUUCCACAGCUGUCCAGACACUUUAUCCAUUUACUGCAAGGAAACCUCAGCUGUCACACAAAGUCUUUCAGAAUCCAGCACGAUGUAUGUUCAUCCAGACGCAGGAUACCCCAAAUCCCAACAGCAUCAAGUUCAUCCCAGGACGCACAGUUUUAGAAGCAAGGACCAUGGAUUUCCCAAACCCUGCUGCUGCAUUCUGCUCCCCUUUAGCCAGGCAUCUCUUUAGAGUUAGUGGAGUUAAAAGCGUUUUCCUGGGACCUGAUUUCAUUACAAUUACAAGGGAAAGUGAGGAGCUGGACUGGAACUUGAUCAAGCCUGAUAUCUACGCCACCAUCAUGGACUUCUUUUCUUCAGGCCUGCCUAUAAUAACAGAUGAUGCACCUCGCAGUGAGACAGCUGCUUCAGAAGACGAUGAUGAGGUUGUGGCCAUGAUCAAAGAACUUCUGGAUACCAGAAUCAGGCCAACAGUUCAAGAAGAUGGCGGCGAUGUACUGUACAAAGGGUUUCAGGAUGGGAUUGUUCAGCUGAAACUCCAAGGAUCCUGCACCAGCUGUCCGAGCUCCAUUAUCACACUAAAGAAUGGCAUUCAGAAUAUGCUGCAGUUCUAUAUCCCAGAGGUGGAGGGCGUAGAGCAGGUGACGGAUGAUGAUGAUGAGGAAGUUGUUGAACCCGCUUCUUCCUGAACUCCCUAAUAAUGGAGACCAUGACUGUCGUCGCACAACUAUCUGCCGUCAUUUCCAUUAUGAUCCUCUGAUAUAUCAAGUGGGCGGUCUGAGUCCGUGUAUUAUUUGCAUAGUUUAGAAAUCUAUACAUUUGAGGCCCAUAGUGAUGCUGUCUGUGUGUUUUUCUUUAUCAUUUAGAUACAAUGACUAGAUCAGUUUUUCCCAACCAGGGUGCCUCCAGCUGUUGCAAAACUACAACUCCCAGCAUGCCCAGACAGCCGAAGGCUGUCUGGGCAUGCUGGGCGUUGUAGUUUUGCAACAGCUGGAGGCACCCUGGUUGGAAAACACUGGACUACACAGAGUAACUACUACGUCCAUACAGAGUAACACAGUGUUUCCCAACUAGGGUGCCUCCAGCUGUUGCAAAACUACAACUCCCAGCAUGUGCGGACAGCCAAAGGCUGUCCGGGCAUGCUGGGAGUUGUAGUUUUGCAACAGCUGGAGGCACACUGGUUGGAAAAUACUGGACUAGAUCUUUUGCAGAAGUGCACAUUAUAUUUCAUUGUCUACCUUUUAAUUUGUUCACUCUGGUUUAUGUUAUUGCUGAAUUAUUUAUCAGUUUAAUGGGGUACUCCAGUGGAAAACAUUAUUAUUAUUUUUUUUAAAUCAACUGGUGCCAGAAAGUUUUCCAGAUUUGUAAAUGACUUCUAUUAAAAAAUCUUUACCCUUCCAGUACUUUUUAGCAGCUGUAUGCUACAGAGGAAAUUCUUCUUUUUUUGAAUUUUUUUUUAUUGUUUUAUCUUGUCCACAGUGCUCUCUGCUGACACCUGGUGGCCGUAUCAGGAACUGUCCAGAGCAGGAGAAAAUGCCCAUUGCAAACCUUUGCUGCUCUGGGACAGUUCCUGACACGGACAGAGGUGUCAGCAGAGAGCACUGUGGACAAGACAAAAAAAAGUCUGCUAAAAAGUACUGGAAGGGUAAAGAUUUUUUUUAAUAGAAGUAGUUUACAA
This is a messenger RNA of Hyla sarda, 1915 nucleotides long. It is a transcript of the gene NFU1, whose product is annotated as NFU1 iron-sulfur cluster scaffold. NCBI's taxonomy places the organism in Eukaryota, Metazoa, Chordata, Amphibia, Anura, Hylidae. The transcript is spliced from 8 exons. Gene Ontology annotation, molecular function: iron-sulfur cluster binding; iron ion binding. Gene Ontology annotation, cellular component: mitochondrion. The coding region runs from base 162 to 926 and encodes 254 amino acids. The record is from RefSeq and is a predicted model, not a curated record. Gene Ontology annotation, biological process: iron-sulfur cluster assembly.